AUGGAUUCAAAGGUCAAAGUGUACUGUGGAACUCUCAGUGGAAAGAAAUAUAUCGGCCCUUGCGGAGGAAGAGAUUGCUCUGUUUGCCAGUGCUUUCCUGAAAAGGGGUCUCGGGGCCAACCAGGACCACCAGGGCCACAAGGUCCAAUUGGGCCCCUGGGACCCCCAGGAUCCAUUGGGAUUCCAGGAGAGAAAGGAAUGAAAGGUGACAGUGGCCCUCCUGGAGCAGCAGGGGACAAAGGAGAUAAGGGUCCAACUGGUGUUCCUGGAUUUCCAGGUUUGGAUGGCAUACCUGGGCACCCAGGGCCUCCCGGAUCCAGAGGCAGAUCUGGCAUGGAUGGCUACAAUGGUUCAAGAGGUGAUCCAGGGUUUCCAGGAGAAAGAGGCGUCCCUGGCCCAGGAGGCCUCCCUGGCCUUCCUGGAGAAAAUGGAGAAAAAGGAAAUUCAGUGUUCAUUUUAGGUACCUUUAAAGGCAUUCCGGGAGACAGAGGGGACCCAGGACCACCCGGCUUACCAGGUCCUUGGGGUGCAAGAGGACCAGCGGGCCCCAUGGGAUAUCCCGGGGAGCCAGGGUUAGGGGGACCUCCGGGCCAUCCUGGGAGUCCAGGUUUAAAGGGUAAACCUGGCGUGGGAGUAAAGGGGCAGAUGGGAGACCCGGGCGAGGUUGGCCAGCAGGGUCCUCCUGGACCCAUCCUCUUGGUAGAGCCACCUGAUGUUCAUUUCUAUAAAGGAGAAAAGGGUAUCAAAGGAAUUCCUGGAGUGAUUGGACCUCCAGGACUGCCCGGGCCCAAGGGAGAACCUGGGAUUGGGGCAAAAGGAGAGAAAGGUAUUCCCGGAUUCCCAGGUGCUCAGGGUGACCCUGGUUCUUAUGGAUCUCCAGGUUUUCCAGGAUUAAAGGGAGAACCAGGAAUGGUGGGAAAUCCUGGGAUGACUGGAUUUCGUGGCCCAAAGGGGGAUCCUGGAGACCGUGGGCACCCAGGACCACCAGGUGUUUUGGUAACUCCGUCUCUUCCGAUCAAAGGUCCUCCAGGGGACCCAGGGUCCCCUGGCCUCUAUGGAGAAACGGGGGCUGUUGGACCACCUGGUCCCCCUGGUCCCUCGGGCAGGCCAGGAGAGGCGUGUGCAGGCAUGAUAGGACCCCGUGGGCCACAAGGGCUUCCUGGUCAUCCAGGGCUUCCAGGGGCAGCUGGGAUUCCUGGAAGACCUGAUUCUGCUCCAGGAAAACCAGGAAAGCCAGGGCCACCUGGCCUGCCUGGAGCACCAGGGCUGCAGGGACCCCCAGGAUCAGAUGUGAUAUAUUGUAGUGUUGGAUGUCCUGGACCACAAGGAAUAAAAGGCAAAGUGGGUCCUCCAGGAAGAAGAGGCUCAAAAGGAGAAAAAGGAAAUGAAGGACUCUGUGCCUGUCAGCCUGGUCCCAGGGGUCCCCCUGGCCCUCCAGGACUUCCUGGGAGGCAGGGGAGCAAGGGAGACAUGGGGCUCCCUGGCUGGCUUGGAGAAAAAGGUAACCCAGGCUCUCCUGGUGUUGAAGGAUCUCCAGGGCCACCCGGAAAACCCGGUGCCUCAGGACCACCUGGCAACAAAGGAGCAAAGGGCGACCCGAUUGUAUCAAGAGUUAAAGGGCAGAAAGGAGAAAAAGGUCCUGAUGGGCCCCCAGGAAUUCCAGGGCAGCAGGGACUACACGGUCGGGAUGGACAUCCUGGAGAAAAAGGGGAUCCAGGACCCCCAGGGGAUCACGAAGAUGCAGCUCGAGGUGGUAAAGGGUGUCCUGGACCACCAGGCACCCCAGGCAAAGCAGGACCUGUGGGGCCUCCAGGACUGGGAUUUCCUGGUCCACAGGGAGAGAGAGGUCGACCAGGAGUUCCAGGCUGCCCAGGCUUGAGGGGCCCUGAUGGCUUGAAGGGUCAGAAAGGUGACACAAUUCCUUGUGAUGUAGCCUACCCUGGGAGGCCAGGACCUCCAGGUUUUGAUGGAACUCCAGGUCCAAAGGGAUUUCCAGGUCCGCAGGGUGCUCCUGGGCUGAGGGGUUCAGAUGGGCAAAAAGGCCGACGUGGCAAACCAGGAACAUCAGAAAUACCAGGUCCUCCUGGUGUUCGUGGUGACGUGGGGGAUCCAGGUUUAAGAGGUGAAAAGGGGUCCUCCCUGGUCGGGCCCCCAGGCCCUCCUGGGCCACCUGGAGUGAAUGGUCAGAAAGGAAUCCCAGGAGACCCUGCAUUCGGUCACCUGGGACCCCCGGGAAUGAGGGGUCUAUCAGGAGUGCCAGGGACAAAAGGACCCAGAGGUGAUCCCGGAUGUCCAGGGGCUGAAGGGGCCGAUGGCAUCCCCGGGUUCCCAGGUCUCAAAGGGCCCAAAGGCAGAGAGGGAAGAGCUGGGUUUCCAGGUAUCCCAGGUCCACCCGGUCAUUCCUGUGAAAGAGGCGCUCCUGGGAUACCAGGGCAACCAGGACACCCCGGGACUCUCGGUAGUCCAGGGGCUCCAGGCCGGAAAGGGCAGCAGGGAGAUGUGGGCCCUCCUGGACCAGCUGGAAUGAAGGGCCUCCCUGGACUCUCGGGACUGCCGGGGGCAGAUGGACCCCCAGGACCUCCAGGAAUCCCAGGCGCCUUUGGAGAUGAUGGACUACCUGGUCUUCCAGGCCUGAAGGGACCCCAGGGACUGCCUGGUUUCACAGGUUUUCCAGGAGAGAGAGGACAGACUGGCCCAGAGGGACGACCUGGCAGAAAAGGGGAACUCGGGGACAAGGGUCAGCCUGGCUUUCUGGGAGACCAGGGAGUGAAAGGUACCACAGGAGCGAGAGGACCUCCCGGAGAUGAAGGAGAAAUGGCUAUCAUUUCCAAAAAAGGGAAAACUGGGGAACCUGGACCUCCUGGAGAUAAUGGAUUCCCAGGAGAAAGAGGGGACAAAGGACGUCCUGGGACACAAGGGAGAAGAGGAGAGCCAGGAGGACACGGGCCACCUGGACUUCACAGAGGGGAACCUGGCAGAAACGGGCAGCCAGGGCUUCCUGGACCCCCAGGCCCUCCAGGCUCACCUGGGCUAAGAGGGAUCAUUGGUUUUCCGGGAUUUCCAGGUGACCAGGGUGAGCCGGGUUUUCCAGGCCCCCCUGGAUUUUCAGGAAUUGAUGGAGCAAGAGGACCUAAAGGAAACAAAGGUGACGCUGCCAGUCAGUUUGGUCCACCCGGCCCAAAGGGUGAGCCAGGUAGCCCUGGAUGUCAAGGGCAUUUUGGAGCCCCCGGAGAGCAGGGCUUGCCUGGUGUUCAAGGGCCAAGAGGAACACCCGGAAAGCCAGGACUACCUGGCUCCACUGGACCACCAGGGUGUCCAGGUGACCAAGGGAUGCCUGGGCUGAAGGGACAUCCAGGAGAAACGGGGGACCCUGGGCCAAGAGGCCUCCCGGGGGAUCCAGGGAUACCAGGUCCUCCAGGAAUGAAAGGUCCCUCCGGGUCACCUGGCCUGAAUGGCUUGCAUGGUUUGAAGGGUCAGAAAGGAACCAAAGGUACUUCAGGUUUGCAUGAAGUGGGCCCGCCUGGUCCAGUGGGAACACCUGGGCUGAAAGGGGAGACAGGAGAUCCCGGGAGCCCAGGAAUCUCUCCUCCAGGGCUCUCUGGAGAAAAAGGUCGCCCAGGCCCCCCAGGAAGACCAGGACCACCUGGUCCUUCAGGUGCCACAGGAAGAGCUCCUGAGGUUGACAUUCCUGACCCUGGUCCACCUGGAGAUCAUGGGCCUCCUGGCCCUGAUGGCCCAAGAGGACCUCCAGGGCCUCCAGGCCCCCCUGGGACUGUUCACCUUCUGAAAGGAGAGCCAGGUGACUGUGGUCUGCCAGGGCCACCGGGUCCCCCUGGCCCACCAGGCCCUCCAGGGUGCAAAGGCUUACCAGGGUGUGAUGGAAAAGAUGGCCAGAAAGGACCAAUGGGAUUCCCUGGUCCUCCAGGGCCACAUGGACUUCCUGGGCCUCCUGGAGAGAAGGGUUUACCUGGACCUCCGGGCAGAAAAGGGCCCACUGGUCCUCCAGGUUCUAGAGGUGAACCUGGGCCACCAGCAGAUGUGGAUGCCUGCCCCCGAAUCCCAGGGCUUCCUGGGGUGCCAGGCCCAAGAGGACCAGAAGGAGCCAUGGGGCUCCCUGGAAAGAGAGGCCCCCCAGGACCAGGCUGCAAAGGACAACCCGGGCUCGAUGGCAGGAGGGGCAAGGAUGGUGUCCCUGGGUUUCCUGGGCCCCCCGGGCGCAAAGGUGACACAGGAGAAGCUGGCUUCCCUGGAGCACCAGGCCCUCCUGGUCCCACUGGGGAUCCUGGGCCCAAAGGGCUUGGCCCUGGAUACCUCAGUGGCUUCCUCCUCGUUCUCCAUAGUCAGACGGAUCAAGAACCUGCCUGCCCCGUGGGCAUGCCCAGGCUCUGGACGGGGUAUAGUCUCUUAUACCUGGAAGGACAAGAGAAAGCUCACAAUCAGGACCUUGGUCUGGCAGGGUCCUGCCUUCCCGUGUUCAGCACGCUGCCCUUCGCCUACUGCAACAUCCACCAAGUGUGCCACUAUGCCCGCAGAAACGACAGGUCCUACUGGCUGGCCAGCGCUGCGCCCCUGCCCGCGAGGCCGCUCUCGGAGGAGGACAUCCGGCCCCACGUCAGCCGCUGUGCCGUGUGCGAGGCCCCGGUGGUGGCAGUGGCCGUGCACAGCCAGGAUCAGUCUAUCCCCCCUUGUCCGCCGGCCUGGAGGAGCCUCUGGGUCGGGUACUCAUUCCUGAUGCACACAGGAGCUGGGGACCAAGGAGGAGGGCAGGCCCUCAUGUCACCUGGCAGCUGCCUGGAAGAUUUCAGAGCUGCACCAUUCCUUGAAUGCCAAGGCCGGCAGGGAACUUGCCACUUUUUUGCAAAUGAGUAUAGCUUCUGGCUGACAACGGUGAAACCAGACUUACAGUUUUCCUCUGCACCAUCACCAGACACUUUAAAAGAAAGCCAGGCCCAGCGCCAGAAAAUUAGCAGGUGCCGGGUCUGCAUGAAGAAUAGCUAG
This is a messenger RNA of Cynocephalus volans (Philippine flying lemur), 4998 nucleotides long. RefSeq names its product collagen type IV alpha 4 chain (gene COL4A4). Gene Ontology annotation, cellular component: collagen type IV trimer. The record is from RefSeq and is a predicted model, not a curated record. Bases 1 to 4998 code for a protein of 1665 amino acids. The transcript has 46 exons. Gene Ontology annotation, molecular function: extracellular matrix structural constituent conferring tensile strength. NCBI's taxonomy places the organism in Eukaryota, Metazoa, Chordata, Mammalia, Dermoptera, Cynocephalidae. Gene Ontology annotation, biological process: glomerular basement membrane development; collagen-activated tyrosine kinase receptor signaling pathway.